CCGGCGCGGCGCCAUGCGGCGGAGCCCGGCGCGGCCCGGCGGGAGCAGCGGGAGCGCGGGCCUGAGAGGCGGCGGGGGCGGCGGACUGGGCUGAGCGGCGCCGGGAGAGACGAGGCGGGCGUGGCCAUGGCGGCGGUGGCCGCCGGCUCCCCGCCGCCCCCGUCGCGCGGUACCGAGGUGAGCCUGGCCGGGGGGGGCGGCGGGCGCGUGGCGGUGCGGCUGCGGGCGGCGGGGCGGGGGCGGCGGGCGCGGGCGGCGGCGGCGCUGGGCCCGGGGCUGGGGCUGGGGCUGGGGGCCGGGCGGGCGCCGCAGCUCUUCGAGCGCGCCUCGCCGCGUUGGUGGGACCCGCGCUUCGACUCGAGCAACCUGGAACAGGCCUGCCGCGAGCGCCGCUUCCCGCAGACGCGGCGCCGGCUCCGCUACGCGCUCUCCUACCUGGGCGCGGCGGCGCUGCUCUGGGGCGCCUACCUGGGUUGGGGGCGCGGAGGCGGCGGCGCAGCGCGGGCGGCGGCGGCGGCGGGGGGCGCGCUUGCCUUCCUGGCCGCCUGCCUGGCCGCGCUGCUCUUCACCUUCACGCGCGCCUACGGCCGCCACCCGGCCGGCUCGGCGCUGGCGCUGGCGCUGCUGGUGCUGGCCCUCCCGCUGGCCACGCAGCUGCCGGCGGCGUCCGGGCCCGGCGCGGGGGGGAACGGGAGCGCGCGCGCCGCGCCCCCGCCCUGCCUGUCGCCGGUGGGCAGCUUCUCGUUGUGCGUGGAGGCGCUCCUGCUGCUCUACGCCGUGCCGCACCUGCCGCUCUACCUGAGCCUGCUGCUGGGGCUGGGCGGCUCGGUGCUCUUCGAGGCGUUGGGCUACGGCUUCCGCGACGAGCGCUGCUUCGCGCCCCCGCCGGGCCAGCGGCUGGCCCCCUGGGAGCUGCUGGGCAAGGCCCUGCUGCACCUCUGCAUCCACGCCACCGGGGUGCACCUCUUCAUCAUGUCGGAGGUGCGGUCUAGGAGCACCUUCCUCAAGGUGGGGCAGUCCAUCAUGCACGGGAAGGACCUGGAGGUGGAGAAGGCCCUGAAGGAGCGCAUGAUCCACUCCGUCAUGCCCAGGAUCAUCGCAGACGAUCUGAUGAAGCAGGGGGACGACGACAGCGAGAACUCCUCCGUCAAGCGCCACUCCGCCUCCAGCCCCAAAAGCAGGAAGAAGAAACCAUCCAUUCAGAAGACCCCCAUCGUGUUUCGCCCCUUCAAGAUGCAGCAGAUAGAACAAGUCAGUAUUUUGUUUGCCGAUAUCGUAGGCUUUACCAAAAUGAGUGCCAACAAAUCUGCGCACGCCCUGGUGGGGCUUUUGAACGACCUCUUCGGGCGUUUUGAUCGCCUCUGCGAGGACACCAAGUGCGAGAAGAUAAGCACCUUGGGGGACUGCUACUACUGUGUGUCAGGGUGUCCCGAGCCCCGAGCAGAUCACGCUUACUGCUGCAUUGAGAUGGGCUUGGGCAUGAUCAAAGCCAUUGAGCAGUUUUGCCAGGAGAAGAAAGAGAUGGUGAAUAUGAGAGUUGGCGUACACACCGGGACGGUCCUUUGUGGUAUUUUGGGAAUGAGGAGGUUUAAGUUUGAUGUCUGGUCCAAUGAUGUCAAUUUGGCCAAUUUAAUGGAACAACUUGGCGUCGCUGGGAAGGUCCACAUUUCAGAGGCUACUGCAAAAUACUUGGAUGAUCGCUACGAAAUGGAGGAUGGAAAGGUGAUGGAGCGCGUGGGCCAGAGCGUGGUAGCAGACCAGCUGAAAGGUUUGAAAACAUACUUGAUCUCUGGUUUGAAAAAGAAGGAGACCCAUUGCAGCUGCUCGGAGAUGCUCCUCCUUCCAGGUCUAGAAGCAGGAGACGGGAAUAAGCCACAGGGAGCUUCAUCAGAGAAUGUGGAUGAUUUAACAAAAGCAUUCAAGUACUUAGAAAAAAAUAAGAUCUGCCAUUCAUGCAGUGUUACAUUUUCUUCUGGCUGUGCUAUGAGUGCAGAGGAAGGAGCCAUUCAGAAUGGAUGCCAGGAGGACUACAAGACCAGCACAAAGAGUCCUGGGGGAGGCAGCCCAAAGUCUCGGAAUGGGCUUCUAAGUCCCCCGCAAGAGGAGAAACUGAGCAACAGCCAAACAUCUCUUUAUGAAAUGUUGCAAGAGAAAGGAAGAUGGGUUGGGGCAAGCUUGGAUCAUUCAGCUCUUCUGCCAUUGCGGUUCAAAAAUAUCAGAGAAAAAACAGAUGCUCACUUUGUUGAUGUUAUUAAAGAAGACAGCUUGAUGAAAGACUAUUUUUUUAAGCCACCCAUUAAUAAGUUGAGCCUGAACUUCCUUGAUCAUGAUUUGGAGAUGGCCUACCGGAGCAGCUACCAAGAAGAGGUGGUUAGAAGAGUCCCUGUGAAGACCUUCGCCAGUGCUACCUUCAGCUCCCUCUUGGACGUGUGCCUCUCCGCCACUGUCUUCCUCAUCCUCUCCAUCGCUUGCUUCCUGAAAUACGCAGUAGUGGCCUCUCCUCUCCCUCCUGCAGCCGUGGCUGUGGCAGUAGUGGCUGUCCUGCUCGAGGUGCUCUCUCUUACCAUCUCAAUCAGGAUGGCUUUUUUUCUGGAGGAUAUGAUGGUCUGCACUAAGCGACUCUUGGAAGUGAUUGCCGGGUGGCUGCCCAGACACCUCAUAGGGGCCGUUUUGAUCUCCCUGCCUGCUCUUGCGGUCUUCUCACACUUCACCUCUGAGUUUGGAACUAACCUCUAUUCCACCAUGUUUAUGUGUUCUGCAGUUCUCAUCACAAUAGUCCAGUACUGUAACUUUUGCCAGCUCAGCUCCUGGAUGAGAUCCUCUUUGGCUACCCUUGUGGGAGGGGUCCUCCUCCUCCUCCUGCACCUGUCCUGGUGUUCCGACAGCUUCUUGGAGGAGUCAAACCUUGUUUCACCGGGGAAUUUAAGCUUCAUAGAGAAUGCCUGCAACAGGUCUGCAUCGGAAGACUUCAGCAGGCCGGCAGAUCUGAUUGGCCUGGAAGUGGUUUUGGGCCUCUUCCUUCUCCUCGUCUUAGUUUGGUUCUUAAAUCGGGAGUUUGAGGUGAGUUACCGUCUCCAUUAUCAUGGAGAUGUGGAAGCUGACCUUCACCGUACCAAGAUUCAAAGCAUGAGGGACCAGGCGGACUGGCUCCUGCGGAACAUCAUUCCCUACCAUGUGGCCGAGCAGCUGAAAGUGUCCCAAAGUUAUUCCAAAAACCAUGACAGUGGGGGGGUGAUCUUUGCCAGCAUUGUGAAUUUCAGCGAGUUCUAUGAGGAGAAUUAUGAAGGAGGCAAGGAAUGUUACCGUGUCCUGAAUGAACUGAUUGGGGAUUUUGAUGAGCUAUUGAGCAAGCCUAAUUACAGCAGCAUUGAGAAAAUAAAAACCAUUGGGGCCACCUACAUGGCUGCCUCUGGAUUGAAUGCUUCCCAGUGCCAGGACAGCAGUAACCCCCAUGCCCAUCUGCAGAUGCUUUUUGAGUUUGCCAAAGAAAUGAUGCGAGUGGUUGAUGACUUUAACAACAAUAUGCUGUGGUUCAAUUUUAAGCUGAGGAUUGGCUUUAACCAUGGCCCCCUAACAGCUGGGGUCAUUGGCACCACCAAGCUCUUGUACGACAUCUGGGGGGACACUGUGAACAUAGCAAGCAGGAUGGACACUACGGGAGUUGAGUGCCGGAUCCAGGUGAGCGAGGAGAGUUACCGCAUUCUUCACAAAAUGGGCUAUGACUUUGAUUACCGUGGGACAGUCAAUGUGAAGGGCAAAGGCCAAAUGAAGACUUUCCUCUAUCCCAAAUGCAUGGACAGUGGGGGGGUGCCCCACCAUCAGUUGUCUAUCUCUCCGGACAUUCGGGUUCAAGUAGAUGGCAGCAUCGGGCGAUCUCCAACUGAUGAGAUCACCAACUUGGUGCCUUCUGUACAGAACUUGGAUAAGAUGCCCCCCGACCUGGAGCUCAAAGAUUUGCUUCCCCGCUUCAAGAAGUUUCCCAAAGAAUUGGUUAAAUUAGACCGUCGCCCUCAGUUCGGUGCAGCUGGUGAGAAGGGUGACUGCGAGGAGGCCAGGCCGGAGGAAGCCAACGAACUGACCAAAUUGAACAGCUCCCGGAGUGUGUGAUGCCCAUCGAUUCUUCUCUGUGAGAAAUCUGAGCUCUCUCCAACCGGCCUUUUCUCUUGCACAGAGGGGAUAGCAGGAAAUGGCACAGUCUGGCUCAGUCGUUACCCCUCUUUCUCUGGGCACCUGAAUGGGAGAGAAUCAUAGCCAUGCCAGGCUCUGGCCCUUUUCACCCCCCUUGUAAUAUUUUUUUUUCCCCCUAAGAGGAGACAUAAGUGCCUUCGGAGAGAUUGCUGGGCUCCUCUCUGCACUGAGGAGGAGCGGUAUAGAUUGGGGCUCGAUACACGUUCAAAGGACAAGCUGUGGUUACUUCAUUUUUAUUUCUCAUCAACAGCUUCCUUUGCACCUCCAAGCAGAGUGAAUAAGUAGGUGUGUGAGUGUCAUCAGCGCUCACAUUUUAUAUGUAAACACACAAUUGCAUGUUUGCCUACCUUCUGUGAUCGACACUAAGAGCUGGUCAAGGGAGAUACGGGGGGGGGGGGGCAGAAGGAAUGGCCAUCUUGGAACAGGGAGGAACAAGAAGAUUUCAUUUGGAGUUCAGCACUUACUAAAGAAGCAGCUGUUGAGCUUGCUGUUUGCCAAAAUCAGAUUAAAGUGCCAUUGUGCUUUCUGAAACACUGCACUUGCCAUUUCCCAGCAGAUCAGAAGGUGCGGGUAGUGUAAGCCUGUCUUUGCCCAGUCGGUUGGAUGUGCUGGUGCCACCAAUCUUGGCUCUGGUGGUUCUCAUUUUACCAUUGCUAAUUUAGGGGGCAGGUAAUGACUUGGGCCUACCUCACUUUAUUUUUUGCUUUGGGGGCCCUGCUGGCAUAAUCCCAUGUCAGCUUGCUUGUCUACAUGCAGGAGCCAGGCUGUCCCUUAGCAGAAUUGGCCCCAAAGAGAAUGAUGAUACAUCCAUUGGGAUCUGGAUUAACUCAUGCAGUAUUUGAGUCAUGGCUUUAUCCCAAAGAUGCUUUUUCAUGAGGCAACUGGACUUCCUUGUUUUUCUUUGAAGAGGUUUCGCUUCUCAUCCAAGAAGUUUCAUGAGCUGAAGAAGCUUCUUUGAUGAGAAGCAAAGCGUCUUCAAAGAAAAACAAGGACAUCCAAUUGCCUCGUAAAAAAUCACCUUUGGGAUAACUGUGACCCGGAUCACUGAGAAUCUCCAUAGACAUCUUGCUCUUUGUGUGUCACAAGAUGUCAAAACAAGGGGGAAUAAGAUAAGCCCUCAGCCAUGUAGCCUUUUGCUGAGGAAAUGAUAUACUCUUUUAUUUGGCACGAUGUUUUGAUUCUAGUAUACUCUAGUGAAAUAUUGGCGCACCUAAAGAAAAAUCCAGUCAUAAAUCUGUAAUAUUAAUAUGCAAAAAUGAAUAGGGACAUCUUCUUUCUUCCAAGCUCAGAAAACCUGAAAAUCAAAAUGCUUUAAGGGUUAGACAAACUUGGACAACUUUAAAAGUGUAAAGUUUUAAUGUAUCAUAGAACUCUCUUUUGGUACUUUUUCACCACCAGAAUUCAUGAAGCCUAAAGAUGACAAUGUUCCCUCUUUUUGUCGGUCAGAUGACUGUUAAAACUAGAGUAUAAGUUUCCCCCCCCCCCCCUGCCGCCGCCAGUUAUUGAAUGCAUCCCUAGAAUUUGUAGCCCCAAAGGAGCUUUUCUGUACCCCAUUCUUUCUUUCAAUGUACCACUACAGCUGUGCCAAACAGCACUACAAUGUGCAAGCUCCUUUUCCAGCAUGGGCUGAAGGCGCAGCAAUGCAGGCUGCCCUCCACGCUUUUCAGGGAGGAAAACAGGGCUGUGCUUCGCAAAGCGCAAUUACAAAGGCAUCCUUUUUUUUCUGUCUAGCAUACAGUGGCUACACUGCUAAACAUCAGAAUUGGGAAUUGCCAACAAUAUACGUGAUAGGUUGUAGGAGUAGGCUGCACUCAUUUGGAUGCAUCUUCUUGCCUCCCUUCCAGCUGAGCUUCCAGAAAAGUCGGUGUUUAUUUAUAUUUCCUAUAAAUGAAUAAUCUGAGGUCACCCUUUGCAUUGUAGUUUCUGUUUGAACUGUUGUUUUCCAUAUGCUAAGUGGAUUGCACUUAAUGCCACAAGCCUCAGCAGGCGGACAGUUGCUAGAAAGUACUUUUUUGACUGGUGGCAUUUUGCUUAAGGAUCAAAAAUAACCAGCAGUGCUAAACCAGCUACAGUACUUUGAUUUCUUCCUGGGUUCUGCUCUUAGUAUGGAGUAGAUUGUUGAUUGCCUUGGGUUUCCUGUUAGAAGGGACCGGCAGAGUUACAUCCAACAGUAGCACUGCCUAGAUUGCUGCUAAGCGUAGCUCUUUCCUGUCAAAAGUACAGAAAGUUCCAAGUCUUUAUUUUACUUACUUCAGUUCCAGACACCGAUGGUCUUGGAGAGGGAAAGAGCUUGCCCAUUUUAUGGUGCUAAGAUCUGUAGUGUUCAGUCAGCAAAGUAACCUGAAAAGUAAAUUCAGCACGGCGUGCGCUUGAAGAAUGCAGCAUGCUACCUUGAAGCUUUCAUCCAUGGGUUCCCCAAGGCAAACAGGGUAGCUGGCUGGCCUAAGCCAUCUUGGAUCCCAGAAAGUGUUUCUUGCUGUGACCAAAUAACUGCUUCAACCAAGGUUAGUGGGAUUUUCUAGUCCUUUCCCUGUCAGAAUGGUCCAGAAGAGAGGUUAAAUAGGCUUCCACGAACAGUUUUUAUUCUAAAAGAUGUUCAUUUUGCCACUAUCCACAGAUAACUAGAUGAAAGAAGGGUUCCUUGGGAAAAUGGAGUAAUUGUUGAGCAUUUCAAACAGCAAAACAGCAACAAAAAUUCUGAAAAGAGGACAGAGUGGGUCCAUCAUGGUAGUUUGGGGUAAAUGCUUUAUUAAAUGCAUAUGUAAAUAGUACUCGAGUACGGUGCACAGUGUCCUGUAUUGGAAUAUUCUGAGAUGAGAGAACUUGACAAUAUAGGUGGAAAUCGCAGGCUGAUAGAAGUGCACUGAUGGGCUAACAAGCAGCAAAUUCCUCAAGGGUAAGAGGGAUUUGUGGGAUGGCAAGAGCUCCUGAGCUCUGGGGCCUUUUUGUGAAGAAACUCCUCAGCUUGGGUUCUACUAUGAAGAAGCUUAAGGAGAAGUCAGGGCCUGAUGUGGAAGAGGGAUGGGAGAAGGAGCUCUGCGUUGCUUUGCUGAAAGUGGAGUUUUAUUCAAAUUCUUGGCACUUAACUGAAGCUAGAUUCAGUCAGAUCAAGGAAGUGAGUACCUGUUAAGGAGUGGAUCACAUCUGCAUCCUCUUUUGCUGACUAUAAUCUCUUGAUUUUGAUCCAAGUUUGUGCUUUUGACUUCCAUAGCAGGCAGUUUCCUCCUUGCCUGUCAGCUGGGACUUUCUGGUUUUCCCCCUAGUAAAUCCUGGCAGGAAUAAUAGUUUUGCCUUUUUCUCCAUACCUUGCAUUUCCUACAGAGUAUCUGCUAGUUCUGUAGUAUGCAGGGAUCACAAUGGUGCCAGUGGGCUGCUGUUCCCAUUUUAUAGAAACAAUACCUCUAGAAGAGGCCACAGGACUACUAACCUCUGAGAGAAGCUCCUGAGCACUGGAGAAUUUGAGGGCUGCCCAAAUGUAUGUUGGUUCUUCACUGCUGCUGCCUUUUCUGUGCUGCUGAUCCACAUCGCAGCAAGGUUUGAGUAUCUACCCUCUUAGUUCUCAGAACCAAGAUACACCAGAUCAUCUUAAUUCGGAGAGGAACAUGUUAUGACUGAUGGCUGAUAGUUUUAGGAGUUUUCUCGGGCUGUUCUCAUCUUAGCAAUAGGCCAUGGCAGAUGCAUUUUGUCCUGGGAAAUAGGUGAUGCACUUCCUCUGCCUUUAUCUAAGUCUGGGCUGUGCAACACCCUUGUCUGCCCUCACUGUGCACAGAAAUGGAUCCUUUGUCAUUGUUGCCUUGUGCUGAAAUAUUUAAGGGAAGAGCAAGAGAUAAGCAAUGAAACUUGAAGCCCCCUCAUUGCCUUGAAAUGUCUCUGCUUAAACCAUGCACCUACAUACAGUGAAAUUAGACUGUGGUGUACUCAGGCCAAUAUCUUGGGUAAACACGAUAUAAUUCAUCAGCUAAUCCUUAGCUGGUUUGCAGGAUACAUGGGGCUCAAAUGUGCUAGGUCAGGACUGCUGUAUGAACGCACCAGAACUUAUGUGCUGUUUGGCUUCCCUUGAGCCAGGCUUUGCAAGGGAAGGCUCCUAACCAAUUGAGCUAGCUUUUAAAAUCAAUUAUUUGGCAUGGCCAUGACUCCUCUCAAGCCAUUCCUUUGCUUGGGUGGCCCAGAAGCGUCAGGGAUUAAAUGACUUGACUGCUGGAAGGAGGGGGGGGGCAUGUGGUUGCCAGAUGGGGGAGCUGUAAAUAGCUCUGAGAAUAGGCCUGGCUGACAUCUGAUAGCAAAGGUGAAAUGUAAGAUGAUUGGGGAUGAACAAUAGAAACCUUUCCUUAUUACUUAGGUAAUGUAAUCAAUUCUCUAUUAAACUCUUUUCUGUAUUGGA
This is a messenger RNA of Crotalus tigris (Tiger rattlesnake), 8569 nucleotides long. It is a transcript of the gene ADCY9, whose product is annotated as adenylate cyclase 9. Gene Ontology annotation, biological process: cyclic nucleotide biosynthetic process; adenylate cyclase-activating G protein-coupled receptor signaling pathway; intracellular signal transduction. The transcript is spliced from 10 exons. The record is from RefSeq and is a predicted model, not a curated record. Bases 127 to 4107 code for a protein of 1326 amino acids. NCBI's taxonomy places the organism in Eukaryota, Metazoa, Chordata, Lepidosauria, Squamata, Viperidae. Gene Ontology annotation, molecular function: adenylate cyclase activity.